Oncorhynchus keta (chum salmon) is the source of this 1050-nucleotide messenger RNA. Its product is annotated as FAS-associated factor 2-like. The coding region runs from base 1 to 522 and encodes 173 amino acids. NCBI's taxonomy places the organism in Eukaryota, Metazoa, Chordata, Actinopteri, Salmoniformes, Salmonidae. Gene Ontology annotation, cellular component: endoplasmic reticulum. Gene Ontology annotation, molecular function: ubiquitin binding. The transcript has 3 exons. The record is from RefSeq and is a predicted model, not a curated record.
AUGUGUUUGUGUUCCAGGGAGGAGAGGAACCAGACGCAGGUGUUGCGGGCGCAGCAGGACGAGGCCUACCUGGAGUCGCUGAGAGCCGACCAGGAGAAGGACCGGAGGAAGAAGGAGGAGCAGGAGAAGGUCCAGGCGGAGGAGGAGAAGGUCCGGCAGACCGUCCUGGCCGAGGAGAGGAGGAAGAGGAUGCUGGAUGAAGAGAAGGAGCGCAAGUCAGAAUGUCUUCCCCCCGAGCCCCCAGCAGACGACCCCGACAGCGUCAAGAUAGUUUUCAAACUGCCUAACGACACCAGAGUAGAGAGGCGGUUCCUCUUCCAGGAGUCUCUGACGGUAAUAUACGACUUCCUGUUCUCAUUGAAGGAGACCCCGGAGAAAUUCCAGAUAGUUACCAACUUCCCCCGCCCGGGUCCUGCCCUGCCUUCCCACGGAGGAGCAGCCCAACCCCCAGCCUCAAAGAGGCCGGCCUCAGCCGUUCCGAGGUCCUCUUUGUUCAGGACCUCACGGACGAUUGACACCUAGCUGACCCUCUCUCUCUCUUCCAACGUGAGGAAGUCAGCUGUUCCUUGUUUCUUCCCCAUUUUUUUUUUUUUUUUUUUUAAAUGGCCGUUGUGCGCUAGGGGUCACUGUCUGAAAUAAUGGAACAAACUCUAACCCAGAAAGAAUUUAAGCCGUCAGCCCUGAUACUGUUGUUUUUAAAAGGAGAGACAUGUCAACUCCUGUACAUACGUUAGAUAUUUAAAGAACAAGGCUGAUAAAAAGCACCGCUUAUUUCUUAUUUUUAUUAUUAUUAUUAUUCAAAGUUGACUCUAUAAUGUAAUUGUCUUGAGACGACCAAACAAGCGAGGGGUUGAGUUUCCGUACCGCCUGCAGUUUAGAACGACAACCCAGUUCAACAAGAAGAGGGCCACAGCUUUCACCUAUCUCUAGUAUAACAGUCUGCCUGUGGUGACUCAUAGAUGCCUAUUUCUCCUGUAUCAUCGGAAUGGGCUGGUCAUGUUUAAGAUGUCAUUUUCCAACAACUAUAAAUUAAACAUUUUUAAAAUGUGA